This is a messenger RNA of Patella vulgata (common limpet), 7836 nucleotides long. RefSeq lists its product as uncharacterized. Lineage: Eukaryota; Metazoa; Mollusca; Gastropoda; Patellidae. Bases 203 to 3193 code for a protein of 996 amino acids. The transcript is spliced from 11 exons. The record is from RefSeq and is a predicted model, not a curated record.
GGCGGACAAAUGUUGAGAAGAGAAGAAUCAAGUAAAAUUAGAUUUUAUUUUCUGCAAGCUAUUUGUUAUCCGUUUUUAUCUAGCAAAGGAAUCAGUCAGCUACAUGUAGGCUACACCAAGCUUUCUUCUUAGUUAGUCACUGAGUUAGUGGGUGAAUUUCUUAUUUAAAUGGUAAAAUGACGUAAAGGUAUAAAACUGAGAGAUGUAUGAUCCAGAGGGCAGUCAUGGUGGAAAGGGAUCGCAUCGUAGGCGUCUGCCUCCAAUACAUGCUAUUGGUAAAAUGCAAACGGUGGACAUGGAUGAACCACCGGAUAUUCCCAUGGAAAUAUAUGGUUAUGAAGCAGAUGGUGACCUGUCCUACUCAUCCGCUCUUGAAACUUUCUUUGAUGCAAAUGAUGCAGAAGAAAGCAUUAAACAGCUGCGUAAAGCUUUUCAUGUUGUAAAUCCUGGUCGUUAUGCCUUAAGAAAAUCACCUGACACAGGUGGUGGCCAUUUUGUCCAUUGUCCAAGAUCACCAUUAUUAGGCCGUCAUUAUGCUGAACUACGUAAAUUAAUGGAAAAUCGUGCUCGUAUUGAGUUUGUGCGAGAUUGUAUGCAUAAAGUACGAGCGGCCGCUGCGUAUGUGGAGGAAUUAGAAGGAUUAGUGCAUUGUGAAUAUAGAACAGCUUACGCAAUACGUCAUGGAUGUGCUUCUGAGCCUCCUGUGAGUAAAUUAUACUGUCUCAAUGCCUUAUGCGAGGAUCUUAGAAUACAUGUCAACCAUUGGAAUACAAUAAAACAGAAACUGAAUUCUAACAAAUGGCUACAGAUUAAUCUUGGCUUCCUUUCUCUCGAGAUUGAUUACGUGAAAAGAAUGUUAACGACUUUAUGUGAUCGGGCAAUUUGGUGGUUAGAUAAGUUAAUUGUUACUGGCUUUGAAGUUUUUGCCCAUUGUGAUGUAGAAAAAUUAACUCCUGAAGUUUUAUGGAAUGUUACACGAGGUUUAGAGGAGUUUAACACUAUUGCGCAGAGUUUACGCUCUGUUACUGUUGUAGAGGGAUCUACGAUUCUUCAGUCUCUCUUACCAGCAAAAUAUUUAUUCAAUAUGUCAUGCCUUCAUCUUGAUCCCUCAUUUUCAAAUUUUCCCUGUAACCUAAGUCAUUCAGUAAAAGGCAUUCCAUUUUCCAAAGUGCUCACACUUCUGGCAAAAGAACGCUCACGCUACGCGGCGAGUAUUACUCAUAGGUUUUUCACGGCCAACGAUGAUUUUAUCAAAAUACUGCAAAUGGGAAAUCUUCCAGUUUUUACAUGGAAUACAGAUAACGAAAAUAGAAAUACAAACUCAAAUCAGGUUUCUAAAAAUGAUAUCCUUUUCCAUGAUACAUCAGAUUACCACACUGCUACAGGUAGUAAUACAAGUCUGAGUGCUGCCAUUUUGAAAAUAGGAACAUUAAGAGUUCCUGAUCUUUCUCUCUACAUGUCUCCGUUGGUGGAUUUUUCUCGGAAGGAGCAGGAAUUUACAGAAAACUUUUUGCUUGUGGUUUGUAAUUCGACAAAUUUACUCAGGAAAAAUGACUCAACUAAAAAAGUGCGACACAAAGACGGGAAAGAUGGUAAAGCAACUUUUAGUCCUGUGGUGGGACGGCCUCCAAGAAUUCAAGGUGAUAUGCCUGUUUUAUCCCGCUCUGAUUCCAGACGUAAAACAGUCUCAUGGGGAGACAAUGCUGACUGUUCUGUUCGUAAUCAAAUUGUUUCAAAAUAUAUGGAUAUCAUGUGGAUGUGGUUUGGCCAGAAUCUAGAUCUUUGUCUGGAUGAACCCUCGUGGGAAAUCCAUAAAAAUAUGUUGAAGAGUGAAUUUGGAAGUAUAUUAGUAUGUAAUGAUACAUUGAUAGCAGUUUUACGUCAUAUGAUGGAACACGCCUGUAUGAAAGAUAUAUUUCCUGUUGGAUCUGUUCAGCCAUUGUUAAAAGUUGCCCACAGAUUAACAAAUUUAUCUGCAUACUCAGCCUGGGAUACAGCAUUAUGUAGUGCUGUGAGCUCUCAAGCUGUUGAUAAAUGUUAUCCAUGUCCAUUAGCUAAUGGAGAAUAUAGUACAAACACUGCCAGAUUAUUACGUGAUUCCUACAGACCACUACUUAUAUUAUUCCAUGACAUGCUUAGAGAUUUAGGAAUGAUAGAUUUAGAUAAUAAUAACAUGUUACCUAAGUUAGAGUUGGACCAUGGUUUACAAUUGGCUGCUGGGAUAUCUUGUCGUCUGCUAUCGACAUGUCAGUCAACACAUGUUUGGUGCACUAGUAAAACAGAACAGUUUCUAGCUUCUUGGGCAGUUAAUCCAUUACUGUUGAUAGUUCAAGCAGAUCUCAGGAUUCUGGUUGACGAAACGAAACAAGCAGCUUUUCUCCUACAGACAUUAAAUUCUCAACUAGGAGCUCAACAUGUUUUAUGUAAUCACAUAUCAGCUGAACAAAUCAACUAUUUUUAUCUUUCUAUAAAUAAACUCAAUUCACAAUUACAGAGUUUGUCUGGUGCUUCCAUGAAAACAUUUUCAAAGAAAUUAAAGUCUAGAGCAUAUUCUUUAUUUGAAGAGACCAUGCCACCUGCAAAAUCUUGGAAGCGUAAAACCACGCCAGAUUUUCCUGUGGAAGCAAACCCAUAUGUAGAACAGGUAUUAGAAUCUGUAUUAGAACCUGUAAUAGAGGGAGUAAGUAAAUUAAAACUACCUUCCCAAAUAUCAGUUAUAUCUCUAGCAACUAAAGCUAUUUGUGAAGCUUGGACCACUGUUGUAUUAAAAGAGAAGAUCAAAUUCAGUGUAACUGGUGCCCAACAACUGAAUGCUGACUUUACUUAUUUACGGACAUGGCUGUCAGAAUAUAUAAGUAACCCAGAAGUAAAACAAAGUAUACUAGAAUUACCUGUAUUUAAAUAUUUAAAUGGUAUAAUAAUAAUUCUCAAGAAACAACCUAGAAAAAGAGGUGUUAGCAGGUUUCGUGAUCCAUGUUCAGUUGAUGAUUUAAGGUGUGAUAAUGCUAAUACAGUACAAGAUGUAGAAGGUUCAUCAUUAGCUGUUGCGGGUAUGGACAUGGAAAACACACAGGAUGAAUCUGAUAUCUAUAAUGUACCUAAUAUGGAGGAUUGGAUGGCAUUGCGUGUUCAUGGUGGAUCAAGAUCAUGGAAGCUUCCAUUCUGUUUUAGCGGAAAAGUUACUGAAGGAUAAUUGUUAUUAUUAUAAUGAACUAAAUUGUGAAAUCGUACCAAUAUCUUUCUUAUUACCAGAAUAAAGCCAAAAGUUAUUUAUACCAGUGAGCAUGUUAAUAUUGUGAUGGAAUAUUUAACCUAGUACUGUUUGCACUAGAUUAUCAAAGAAACCAUGAUGGCACUGAAUCAUAUCUGGCCUACCGGCCAUAAAACUGACUGUUACUCAACUUAUUAAAACCACAUUUUUGGCAUAAUAUCUAAUUUUUCAUGGCAUAAUCCAUUCUAAAAUGUACUCAGAUUGAUUAUUUAACAUUUUACUAAGAAAACAAAAUCAGAAUAUCAACGGUAUCCCCUGGCUUGGGAUUCAAUCAAACUAAAAUGAGACCCAUGAAAAGACUGUAAUUGGCUAUUGAGGGAGUUAAGUUUACCCGGUUUGUUCCCGGAAUGCCAGCAGACUGUUAAUUCAUUAAUUAAUCAUUUAUCUAUACUCUGUCUGUUUAAAACUUGUCACUCGGGCAUAGCGAGACACUGUGCAGUGUUGAUGAGCUUGAUCCUUAUUAAACAUACAUUAUACAAGAGCUAAAUCUGCCUAUUGCAGGUCUUUCUUUAGGCCUGAAAUGUUAUUUAAACUAUUAAUUACACAUUUAUUAACAAAACAAGACCAUAAUCAACUCUCGAUGGCAUCGAAUACUCACGAUUUUAACUAGAUUAGAAAGAUUCGCCAUUUAAAAAUUUAAUUUAAAAAUGGGAAAGCGAGGCUAAGUCGCGAAUAUACCAGUGCGCUAGUACCACUAUGCACACAUCUUGUCAAAACAAUAAACAGUGAUAAUUUGGCUCAGAAUGAAGUAAUUUGGCUGAAAUUUUCAAUAUUUUCUUCUUGUAUCAUCUAUUUUUGAAUUAUUAUAGCAAGAAUGACCAACUCUUUAUUAAACUCUUAACUAAUGUAUCUUUAAUAAAGCUUUUAAACUUUAUUAAUAAGGAUCAAGCUCAUCAACACAUUCUCAACACAGUUUAUGCCAUCUUUGGCUUCAAACAUGAAUUCAAUUCACCAUUUUAAUAGAAAUGGAUGGACUUGUCAAAAUUAUCUUUCUUUCAAAAUGGCAAAUUCGCUUCAUCUCCAAUCAUCGAGGCAGCCAAAAUUUACUACACAAAGGCUACAAAUAUCGAAUAAAGUCAAGCAGACCUAAUGCCAUCCAUUGGAAGUGUUCAACAAAAACAUGUCCAUUGUCCAGCAACUCUAAACACCAAUAAUGAUAUUCUUACUACCAUCAGAUAUGAACAUAAUAUCAACCAGAUAUUGUAUUUUAUCCUAUAUAUCUAACACAUUUUUUGUGUGUAAAUUAUUUAAUGUUAUAUUUGUUACAAUCAAUGCAGUUUUCUGCUUUAAGUUAGAAAUGGACUGUAGUUUAUAGCACUAUUGUUCUCAGAUUACCUCUGGAUAAGUGGUAAAAUAUGACAUCAAAGUUUGCGGGCAUUCCGAGAACACCUCGUUUACCUUUAUAGUUGGAAAUAAUGUAAAUACAUUGCUUUUUUAACAUAUUAUUUAGAUUGGGACAAAACAAUAUCUUAAAAGAAAAAUAUUGACAAUUUUUUAAAAUUUAUUUUAUAUUACCUUGAGCAUCAGUUUAAGAACAUGCCAAUGAUACUGUGUAACUUGAGAUAAAAAAAUUAUGGUAACUUAAAUGAAUUUGCACUCUUUAUUAAAGUUAAAUAUGCAUAUUUAACACCAAAUUUUGUAUUAAAAUUUUCACAUUUCUCAGCACAUUGUAUAAGCCCCUUAUAUUUAUUAUCAUAAUAAAAUAUAUUUAAGAUAAGUGCCAUAAUAUUUAAAUAUAUAAUUGAUAUUAAUUUAGAUUUGCAUCUAAUACUCAUUUUUGAGAGCUUAGAUUGUUAUUAGUUAUGUACUAUAAUUAUAUAUUUCAGGGUUGUCAUAUAUCAUAUAAGUGCACACCUAGCUCAUUGCUAUCAUUGUCCAUGAGCAUAAAAGUAAUUAUUGGUAGUUGUUAAUUAAUUUAUUAUAGCAAUGCACAUUGUGUUAUCAUUACAAUGAAAACCUAUUUUGUGGCCAAAAAUGGAUACCAUCGGUGAAUCAUUAUUACAACUUACAUGGAUGUUUGUUAUUUAUCAUAAUCAAAAAUUGUUAUUCAUUCUUUUAUUAUUUAUGUUUUAUGUACAUGUAUUGUUUACUUUUGUGUGUCUGUAGUUUUACAAUUACUAUAUGUACACUUUUUGUGUGUUUAUAAUUAUAUUAUUAAAUGUGAUUUGCAAAUCUACUUCAGUGUGCUAGGAUUGCAUUGUUUUAGUCUAGAAUUGACUGAUCUGUCUUGUAUAUAUCAAAGAAACUUAUUUAAUUAUAUUGAAAUUUUUUAUGCUUUCUACAUUGUUUACUCGUUAAUUGUACACUAUUUUACUCAUAGAAUCAUGUUUGUCUGUCUGUCGUCCACAAUUCUUGUAAAGACUCUUAUAGCCUACAUUUAAAAUUUAUGUAUGUUGUGACAAAGAAGUCUAGCGAUUUCUGAAAAUAAAUUCCAGAGUUAUUGCCCAUGAUCAUUUUGUUGAAUGCUGUGGUGAAUGCUCUAAUGACAAAAAUUAUCACCACUUCUGCUGGAAAUUCACAUGCAUUGUUACGAUUAUUGCUCUUGAUUAUAUCAUAGAAUCUUGUCAAUGGACUAGCAAUAUCAUACACUGUAAAGAAUUUUCUUUUUGCUUACUUAAAGAUUCACAAAGGACUGCUUGGACAACUUAGCUGCAGUGGGCAAAUGUUUUCUUACCUGGCAACCUAUCUUAUUUUACAAUAAGAUGUUUAUAUCUCCACAAGUCAAUUUCUGUCCAUCUCUUUUGAGUUUCAGUAUCCCAAAUUUAUAUAUUUGCAUGUUUGUUUUAUAUGUUAGACAGUAUAUCACCAUAAUAGUGAAUAGUAUAACUAUAGAUAUGAAAUAAUACAAACAUAUCUAACUAAAUAUCUAUCUGAAUAUUCUACUAUGUUCGAUAUUAUGUUCAAGAAUCUCAACUCUUUGAUUUUGGGAAAAUAAAUUAUUGAAUUGGGUUGAUCUAAUAACAGAUGGGGCAAGGUCUAUAUGAUUAAACGUUUGUUAAAAAAGAUAAAGCACAAGUUGGUUUAUUUACUAAUUUUAAUUGAUUUCUUGGUUUAUACAAAACACAGUCAGUUAUAUCUCAUUUUGCCGUCUUCAUUAGCCUAGUCGAAGCAGAACAAAACUCCAUUUCAUUUCAAUCUCAUUUUGCCUUUAUCUGUGGAUGUAAAAUUUUGAAGAACGACAGAUUCUCAUCCUAUAAAAUCAACCUAAUUAAAUGAACAAUUUUAUUUUUGACUUGACUCAAAUAGGGUGUGCCCUUUUCAGUAGCAGAAAUAGAUCCAACUUGACAUAACACUGAACUGUAUAUUACAUGUGCCAUGAAAUUAAUGCAACCUCAAUUAAUAUAUAAUUCAAACAAUUUUAUGUUAUCUUGUAGCAGUAUAUGUAACUAUUAAAUUGGUGUGAAUUCGAGUAAAGAAUACAAAAUUUUGUAUGUAUUUAGCUAUAUAUCUGUAUACUAUAAACUAUUAUAAUUACUUAUAUCUAGACAGAGCAUGAUCACUUGUUGGCUGUGACUAAGUAAUCUGUGUGUAGAUAUGAUAAAGAAAAAUGUACAUUAUGACUAGCUAGUCUUGCCUUGUAUUAAGCUACCGGUUUUCAUUUAUGUCCUGUAAUACAAGGCUUUUAUAUUACUUAUUUAGAUAGGUACUGUUCAACACACAUAAUCAAAGCAAGAUUAUGCAAGAUGAGUUGUUCAUGAAUUAAGGUAAGUAGAUGUAGAUCCUCCAGUAGGGAACAAAGUCUAGCCAAGUGAUGAAGCAAACUAUUUAAGUUGUUAAAAUAACUAGGUAAUUAGUGUCAUAGGAAAGGAAAGUGCCUUGAUAUUGUAAUUUUUGAUAUUACACAAAUGUUAUGUUCUGUAUGGCAUAUUUACAGAAGAGGAAUGUAACCUGAACCUGUGUUUCUUUCAAUUUUUUUUUCAAAUGCAUUUAUUACAUGACAUUUUAUUCAUAAAUCAAUGAAUUCCAGUAAAUUUAUUAAUGUAGGUAUAUUCACAGUAAGCAUUGUUAAAAUACUUUUAGUGCCAAUAGUAUUUAACCAUUACACAUUAAUGAAAUGUGACUGUGUUAUUUUCUUUGUAUGCAUACUAAUUGUUUAUUUAUGGACCAUCUGCGAAGCUGGCCAAGUCUUUUCAGAAAUGGUCCAAUUAUUAAAAGGGAAAGUAAAAUCCAGUGAUGUUUCCAGAUGUAGGCCAAAAUAAAAUCUUAUUGAUAAUUCCAAUUCAACAAUAGGUUUUCUCAUUGAUUUAUUUUAUUACAAGGUACACUUUUUAAACAAUUUAAUUUCUAUUUUGGAGAAAUAGAUGAAAGGUUUAUAAAUGAAUUAAAUUUAAAUUCUGAUUACAUGUUACUUAUAUAAAUAUGUAUCUAACUUCUACUAUCAAAACCUCAUAUUUUUUUUCUCUCCCAUUUUAUUUUUUACUUUAGGAGUGAAUCUCCUGCCCUUCUUUACCUAUUUAUUUAUGAAAUGUCUGUGAUACUAAUUAAAAUUUAUUUAUUUAUUGUUUUGUGUUUGUUUUCCCCAUUAUUUGUAUCUUAAAAAUCAGCAAAUAAAAAUAUUAAAUUAA